Caenorhabditis angaria is the source of this 10202-nucleotide messenger RNA. The record is from the annotation of a GenBank genome assembly. NCBI's taxonomy places the organism in Eukaryota, Metazoa, Nematoda, Chromadorea, Rhabditida, Rhabditidae.
AUGUCGAAAGCGAAACGAAAAUUUAAAUAUGAUUUGAAUGAAGGUUUGAUGCUGGUAAGCUUAAAAAAUCCCCUUUUUCUUGAGGAAAAUUAGAAAAUUCGCAAAAAAUCCCAAAUUUCAGGAAAUCGAAAAACUCGUCAGCCCGCCUGUUUCGCAGAGUCAAUCGAGUUCACGUAAGUCUUUUUGACCCUGAAAAUAUGGGCGGUGAAAGUUUUGAAUCGAUUUUUUGGGGGGAAAACUUGUUUGCCCUUUUUCAUUUUGAAAGCGCUUUUUUCAUGUGGAAACUUGGAAUAUUCUACUGGAAAAUUCGAAGUUUUUGACGAAAACGAUAAUAGAAAAGUUGAUAAUAUCAGAAACAAGGAAAAUCCCAGAAAAUUUUUUUUCUUAAUUUCGCAACUUUUCCUAGAAAAGGGGGUAGCCAUAUAAAUAUUUAGACGUCAAUUAUCCAAUAUUUCCUUUAAAAUCUUUAUUUUCUUUUUUUCAGGUCGUGACCACCAACAAAAUCAUUGCGAAUCUGCGCGAAACUCUCAAUCAUCUUCCUCCGAACCAUGGAAAACCAUCGAAUCUCAAAUAUGCUCCUAUUGUUUUCUUGGCGGUGAUAUUCUAUGCUGUGAAAGUUGUCCAGCCUCAUUCCAUUUAUUAUGUCUCGGAAUCGAUGAAAAACAAGUGCCAGAAGGUGAUUGGAUAUGUAACAGAUGCACUAAUUUGCCACCAAAUUUGAGAGCUGAAUUAUCGAUAUCACCAUCAAAAUCUACAAAUUCUAUUUGCGGACCAUCUUCUAGUUCAGCAUCAUCAUCUUCUUCAUAUUCAAAUCAAAUGAUUCCAAAUCCAAAAAUUCGAGCUGAAAGAGAAGAACAAAGAAAUAAAGAAGCAAUUCGAUAUCAUAUUCAUAAUAAAAAUAGUUCUUCUUCUUCUUCUUCUUCGAAAAAUGAUGAAUUUUCAAGGAUUUUACAAGCAUUUUCAAAGGCAAAUCCGACGGAAUUUCGACUUCCUCCUGAAAUUGAAGCUGAACAUAUUUCACUGCCUUUUGAUAAUAUCGAUAAACCGAAAGAGGAUAUUGUUGGAGUUGAAUGUUAUAAAUGUGGAACGUAAGAUUUUUAUUAUGGUGAAAAAUUCAAAAAUUUUGGUAGUUUUGAGCCAGAAAGCAUGAAUAAUAUUAUUUUUCAUGUUUUUCUGAUUCAGAAAACAUUUUCUUCAUCAGGUUCUGCAUUCCCCCGAGAAAAUACGUUUCGAAUAUUUCUUUAGAUUCGCUUCCAAAUUUUGCUAUUCAGGACUUGACCAGGAAUUGAACCUCGAACUGAUACCUUGAGAAAUUGAGCCUCCUGGGCAAAAUUAGAAUAAUUUUUCCAGUCGGAUCCAGUUUUGAAAAAAAAUGAAUUUCAAAUAUUUUUUGACGAGUGGGUUAAUCUGAAUAUUUGAAUAGAUUUAGAAUCGAACUUCGUCUCGAAAAGUUUUCAUUCAUUUUUUUCCACUCUCCUCACUCCCAAAAACCUCUUAAAACUUCAAAUUUUGCAGUUGCAAUCCCUUUUCUUCCGUCCUAAAAUGCGAUUUUUGUCCAAAACAUUGGCAUUUGCACUGCGUCGACCCUCCUUUAACAGUUCGUCCAACUUGGAGAAAAUGGAUGUGUCCUGCGCAUGUCGAAGUAUGGAUUGAUGAAAUGACUGGAGGAAGAAUUAUGAUCGAAUCGAAACGAUUGAAUCUAUGGUCGAAAUAUACAGAUGAAGUAUUGAAGAAAUCGACUUUUCAAGAAAUUUGGAAACAAUUUUGUAAGAAGGCGAGAGAAAUUCGACAACAGCAUUUGAGCGAAGAAUUUAGAGAGUUUAAAAACACAAAACAUGCUGUUUUUUUGGAAUUAGAUGAUCAAAAACCUUCGACUUCGAAUCAAAUUUGCGAAUUUUUGGUGCCGAAAACGAAUGCAAAAAAGGUGGUGAAUAAUAGGAAUCGAUUUUUGAAUCAAGCUUAUUCUUUGAAAAAUUUGAAUUCUGGAAAGAAACCGGUGAAACAUAAAUAUAGACAAAUGGAUUUCGAAGUUGCUGAAGAGGAAUUGGAUAUUGAGGAUAAUCGGAGAAGUAUUGAAAUGACUGAAAAUGAGAUUUUUGAAUCGAUUUACAGUACUAAUCGUAAGUGAAAUUUGAGAGGAAUUUUGUUGUAGAUAUUUUCAGAUAUACUUUCACCUGGAUCUCUGAAUAAUGAACCUGCAAAAAUUUUAUAUGUCCCAAAAUUUUCUACGUUUCAAAAAUUAAAUAUACAGACAAUAAACGUGUGUUUUUCGUUGGAUAGUUUUUAUCAUUUUGAGAAAAAGACUGGAAUUUUAACAAAAACACUGGAAAAGCUUAGGUUUUCAUUAAAAAAUUAUCUUUUUUUAUCGAAAAAUUGCCUGAUCCCCCUUCAAAUAUUCAAAAUCCCUCUUCUCUGAAAAUUCUCCAUUUUUUCGAGCCACCCGCCGGAAACAAACUUUCGACACGGCAUUUCCUGAAGGAUCACUCGAAAAUAUGCAAAAAAUCCAAGCAAUGAACAAUCAAAUAAUGGCUAGAAAUCGAUAUAUGACUGAAUUUCAAGAAGAACAAGAAAUUAUCAAUCGACAUUGGCAAAAUCUGAAUGUUCGAAAAUCUGUGAGAGGUGGAAGUAUUCUGGAUUAUCAUCCAAAAACUCUUCCAAAAUCACAACAAAAAGGUGGAGAAGAAAGAGGAAGAAAAAGGAUUUUAGCAGAUAGUGAUAUGCAAUUAUUAGCACAUGGUUAUGGAAAUAUUGAUAAAUUAGAAUAUUUUGCAAGGUGUUCAACACUUGAUGCACAAUAUUUUUUAUCCCGAAGUCCACCGCCAAUUCCUGCACCAUAUUUUGAAUCAUCACAUCAUUUGCGACAUGUUGUUUUAACUUCUAUUAGAUCAUCGGCCGAUUUUGGAAAUAGUUGGUAUACUCAUCCGAAAGAACAAGAUUCCAAAUAUAUUGUUGUUCUUAUGUAUGAUCAUUGUUUUGAUGGAAGGAAAAUGGAUAGGGAUCGAUUUUUUUCGACGAGUAUGACGAUUUGGUCGAAAGAAAAGUUUGGAGAUAUUUUGGAGAGGAGGCAUAGAAAAAGGAGAGACGAAAAGGUGGGAAAUUUAUGGGGGAAAAUAGCGGGAGAGGGAAGGUAUUUGAAAAAAGCGAAAAUCAACAUAUCAUUUUGAGAAAAUUAAAAAAUUCCCCAUUUUUUUCUCAAGAUGACUUAGGAAUCCAAAUUCCUGAUCUAACCCCGAUUUUCUUCCAGGAACCUUCUCCAGAACUGAGACUUCAACUCGAACCAAUUGAUAUUCCAUCAUCAAAAGAACCAACUCCACCAAUUUUUCUUCCCCCUUCACAAUCACAAUCUGAAAAUGAACCAAAAGCAGAGGUUCCCGAUGUUUUGGAAGAUUCGAAAAAUGAGCCGGAAGAUCAACCAGAAACUGCAAAAUAUCCAUCAGAAUUCAGCGAUAUAUCCGAAGAAGCAAUUCAAGAUAUCAACACAUUUUUUGAGCCGAAAUCCGAAAAAAAUGAUGAUGAAAAAGAUAUUGGAAUUGUUGUUGAGAAGAUUGUUCAAGAGAUUUUGGUGAAAGAAGUUCAGAAAGUUGUGAGUUUUUUUGGAAGACGUCGAUUUUUUCAAUUUUAGAGAGAAAUAUUUUCUCAUGAAAAUCUUAAUUAUCACGAUUUUCUAACCUUUGAAAUUAUCGAUUUUUUAUAGUAUUCUGAAAGUGUUCGACCAAUUGAGAAUGGAGCAAGAAGAAUGAGCUCGGUGAGUUUUUUUUUUCAAAAUUUUCUAAGAAAUAAUUUACUGUUUCAAAAAGUCGGCUAAUUUUUUUGAAUAUCGUUUUUUUGUUCUUGAAACAUUGAAACGAAGUGUGAUCUGAACUGAAAACCCCGCGAAAAAAGUUCCUUUAAACUCAAAUUCAAUCAAAUUUUUGCAGACAAUUGAGCCAAUAAAUUUCAAACGUCAACUCGAGCAAAAAUAUCGCUCAGUUUCACCAACAAAUUCUUCUUCAAUUGCAUCAUCUUCAAUAUCAAAUAGUCCAAACAAUAACUCUCUUCCACUACCACCAACAUCUGCAAUAAUUCAACCACAACCACAAACUUCUUCAUCUUCUCCAUCUUGUUCUUCAUCGUCUUCCCGCAAUUUUCCACAAUUUUUGAAUGGAAAUCAUCAUCGAAAUUUGACUGCAAUUGAAUCAACAAUAAAUGAAGUUGUAAGAACAUCGAGAAAUUCAUCGCAGAAAAAUGGACAAAUUAUCGAAGAAGCUGAUGUUUUGCCGUCGACUUCGCAGAUUUUGAUCAAUGCGAAUUCGCAGCAAAUUGCAACUAAUUCGAAAUAUACACUUUUGAUGAAUGGAUCAAUUGCAGCGAAAGCGAGAAAAGUAAGCAUAAAUUGGGAGGAUUAUUGAAUAUUGAGACAUUUUGAAAAUAAUUCAUUUUUUUUCAACAUCGAAUAAAACGAUUUUCUUUCAGGAUUAUCUUCAAGAACGCUGGAAACAAUUCUACCGUAUCCCAGCGCUUUGGGACCACGAUUAUUGUCGAAAACCCGACUAUGAUACAGAAAGAGAGAAUACGGAAAUUGCAGAAAAUAUCAAAAUGGAAAUUUUCGCCAAAUUCAAUAGUACUGGACCAAUUACCCCUAGCUUUUGUGUGAGUUUGCAAGAAUUUUUGAAAUAUUUGCUCUAUAAAAUUCCUACCCAACCCUCAUCAUUUUUUCUAGCAAUCAAGCCCGGAUAAAGCGAUACCACUUCGCGGAGUUCAUCCGCAACGGAAACGCGGAAGACCGCCUGGAUCGAAAAAUAAAAUGAAAGAAGACUCGAUUGGUGGAACAGCAGAAAUUAUGGAAAAAAUUGGAGGAAGUGGGGGAAAUAAGAAGAAAAGAGAUUCGGAAGAUGGUGGAAUUUGUGGAGGAAUAUUGGGAUUCGAUGAAAAUGGAACACCGAUUAAGAAAAAACGAGGAAGACCAAGUGAGUCAUUUUUGGGAGAAGGGCUAAAAGUUUACUGUUUCAAAUAAAAAAUAAAUGCACUUUGGUGUGGAAAGAUUUGAUAUAUCUAUGAAUGGUCGCUAAAAAUUCUGAAAUUUUGCGAUUAAAAAAAGUUAACUGUUUCAAAAAUAUUUCAAUUGAAAUGUGUUCAUCAUCGAAAAAAUCUGAUUUUCAGUUCGUUUCUAAUUUUCAGGAAAUCAGGACUCAAUUUUGAUCCGAAAAUAUUCUUAAGAAAAUAUUGUUUUUCCUUUAAAAAAUUACUGUUUCAAACAAUUUUAAAAUAAAAAAUUUGUGUUUUUUUUUGAUAGUUCGUUUCUAUUGUUUUUAAACUUUAAUUUAAUUUCGAGUUUGGAAAAAUGCACUGUUUCAGAAAUUUUUUGAACAAAAAUUUUAAUUAAAUAUUCUAUCAUAAUUUUUUGCAGAAGGAAGUGUGAAUAAACGUCUCUCAAUCGAUGAAAAAGACAGACCCUUGAUUUUUCAAAUCGAUCAAGCUCCCAUUGAAAAAGCGAAAGAAAAGGAAGAACUUCCAUUAUCACCCGAAAAAAUCCGUCAACUUCGCGCCGAAGCAAAUUCGCUCAGAAAUCGAAUGCGUCAAAAAAUGGUGCAAAAAAUGGCGGAAUCCGCCAAAGAAGCGUGGUUCAAAACGCGUGACGAGGCAAUUCAAAAAUGGCGAGAAAAUGAAGAAUGGGCAGAGUUGCGCGAAAAAUGCUAUCAACAGCGAAUGGCGAGUUGUGUGCCUUUUGAACCUCGAUUUUUUCUGCCCGACGAAACGGUUUAUGGAUUUUUGGAGGACGCGAAAAAUGGAAAGAAUUUGGCAGUGGCAAUACAGAGGGGAUUGACAAAAAUUGGAACAGCCAGAGAUUGCCAUUUGAGAAUUGAUAGAUUGUGUAGAAAUUAUUGUGCCGCAUUGGCUGAUUAUCAUUGUGAUAUUGUUUUUGAUAAGGUAGGCGAAUUUUGGAGCAAAAAAUUGGGAUAAAAUAAGCCAAAUGACAACGAUUUUCAUUUAAAAAAUUCAGAAAAUUUAUAAUUUUUGGUUUUUAUCGAUUUUCAUACAAACUAACUCGUCAAAAUGUUUUCCCCGAAAAAAUACGUUUCAAAUAUGCAUUUUGAUUCUAUUUCGAAUUUUCUUUUCGUUCUCGGCCCAGAUAACUUCCAAAAUAUCAAUCAAUCAAUAUAUAUAUUUUUCCAGAUCUCACGAACAUUUUACUUAUCCACACUUGCUGAUUCAUAUGUGUUGGUGAAUGGAAUUGUUGUAUUUCGAAAAAUGUUGACACCGCAUGAAGAAGCAUUUAGAACACGAGUUAAUACUAAUAAUGGUGAGUGGAAAACAGGAUUUAAAAAAAAGAGAAAAAAUCAGAUUUUUAUCACAAAAAAUAGAAGAAUUGAGAAAUUUGGAAUUUCUAAGAAAAAAUCACUGUUUCAAAAUUUUGAUAUGAAAUUUUAAUUUCAAAGAAAUUUGCUAAUAUGAUUGUUAACAGUGAAUUUAAAAUAUUGAAAAAUCUUCCAUUUUAAUAAAGUAAUGGAAGGAUUUUUCAAUGGGGUCUCCCUUUUCUCAUUUUUGAAAUGAAAAUUGAUUGUUUCUAGAUUAAAACCCUAUGUUUCGAAGUUAGAUCAUCUUUUUUUUUCUAAAAAAAAGGCCGAAAUUUUAGAGAGAAAACUGACUGUUUCAAAAAAAUUAUAUAAAUUUUCAAUUAAAUUAAAUUUUGUUUCAUCCAUAGAUUUUAGAAAAAAAAUUUCAAUAAAAACACUGUUCCAAAAAUAGUUGAAGGAGUAAUUCGAGCAAAAAUAUAGGAUGCAAACAUUAUAAUAAUUUCUCUGAAAUUAUUAUUCGAAAUCUAAAAUUAUUAUUUUUUGCAGAAUCUACCUCAACCUCAACUUCUUGCUCAUCAUCAAAAUCCACAAAAACCAUCAAAUAUUCAUGUAAUUGUCAAGAAGAAAUUGAAAAGUUGAAAAACAUUCAAAAACGCGAAAAUCAUCAAAUCGAUUCGGGUAUUUUAUGGCUGAAAAAAUCGCCGACAAUUUUAAAAAUUGGAUGCGCCGAGAUUCGCCUGAAAUUCUGAAUUUAGGUCCCGGUUUCUAUUUUUUCUUCCCACCGGUGGUUUUUUGUGCCUGUAUAGAAGCGUAAUUUCCGCAAUCGCAAGCUCUGCGUUCGCGGAAAACGCAUUUUUCGUUGUUAUUUUUGUGUCUCAUCUCAUAUUUACUGUUAUUUUUGAUUUUUAUUCUUUUUAUUUCAUUAUUUUUGUCAAUAAAUUUGAUAUUUUUUAAAUUUUCUGUUUUUUUUUUCUUGGAACUAUUAUUUCGUGAAUUUCGCCGAUUUUUGAUAUAUUUUUGAUCAGACUUCAAUUUCAGAUAAAAAUGCGAAAAAAAAUUUCAGAGGAAUUAUAAUGAGAAGAGGAGUUUAUAGUCGAGGACACGAGAAUUUUUUGGAGAAUGUGAGUUUUUCGGGGGAGAAAAAAUCACUGUUUCAAUAAUUAUUGAAAUAGUUAUUUUUUUUAUUCUCCGAUUUUAGAAAGCAACAAAAUUUCAUAGAAUAAUUGAGCCCAAUUUCGAAUAAAAACAAAAUUUAGAGCUGAAAAUUUCAGAAAAAAAAGUAAUAAUUUGAAAAAAAUCUAAAAUUUUUAUGGAAAUGAAAAAAUUUACUGUUUCAAAAAUUAUCAAAUUAAUAAUUUUCGAAAAAUUACGAUACUUUAAUUUGUACCCAAUUUUGUUUCCCCAAAAAAUCUGAAAAUUUCAGCAAUCGCUCUCCUCCGCGAUUUCUUCGGGUAUUCAAAUAUCACAUCGCGAAUCUUUCCCGCCAAAAAUCCUCGUCCCCGAUUCACAAUUCGAAUUUGGAGAACAAGAAGAAGAUCAUUAUUUUGCUCCAAAAAUGGCGCCGUCAAAAAAUCGAAGAAAUAUUCAUGAACAAUUGGGACGCCCUUCAACUUCUUCAGCUUCACCAUUUUUUAAUAAUCAACAAAAAUUAUAUGGUCCUUCCUCUUCUUCUUUUUCUUCCUCCUCCUCAUCUGCUUCAACGAGAAAAAUAUCGGCCGUGGAUUCGCAAAACUUUUUAUCGAAAAAUUGGAAAAAUCACGAUUUGGAAGAGUUUUCGCCGCGAAAAACUGCUGAAAAAUUACGAAAAAAACAAGUGAGAAUGGAUGAAUUUUUGUUUAAAGCCAGGAGAAUUGAUAAAGGAGCAAGAGAAUUUGGACUUUUGACAACACAAAAUCCGAAAAGAGGAAGUCAGAAAAAGAGAGAAUCGAUUGAUAAAUUGGAAAUUACGAAAAAUGAGCAGGAGGUGGGUGCUUUUUAGGAGGAAAUGUGUGUUUUUGAGAUACUUACUCUACUUCAAAUAUGAGUUAUGACGUGGAAAAGUUCUUUUCAAAACAAACUUUGCCGCGUCAUAAUUCAUCUUUGUAAUAUUGUAAUUAAAAAUAAUUUCUGGAGACAAAUAUGUUCAAUAUUGUUUCUGAAAAAUAAAAAAAACGUGAAUAGUUAGAAUUUUGACUGAUAAAUAGUUUCGUUUGAAUUUUCGAGGAAAAUGUUGAUUUCGGAAAAAUGUAAAACCUCUGAAUUCAAGGAGGCCUAAAUUUUGUAAAUUUAUAUUUUUUUUGAAUCAAAAAUGGCCACGUGGAAUUAUUUUAUCCAUAUUUUUUGACUGUUUCAAAAAUUUGUUAUGAAAAUUUUUUACUUGCAAUUUUAAUCAUAGAGAUUGUAUUCCCAUUUAUCGAAAAAUUCAAUUUUUAUUUUCCACGUCAUAACUUUUUCCCACAGGUUUUAUGAAAUUCUGAAAAAUCUCUAAAAUGUUGAUAAAAAUUUAAUAUUUUGCCACGUCAUGAUUUAUAUUCAGGGUUGAACGGGAUCUUCUAGAAAAAAGCAUAUUUUUUGAAAAUUUUCCACGUCAUAACUAUUUUUCCAGACUUGCCAACUCGAUGAAACGUUGCCACCAGAGCCUGAAACUAGCCAUGAGGUAUUUUUAUUUUUUUCAAAAAAUCUUUUAAAAAAUUGUUUUGCAGUCCGAACUUGACGCAACUCUCCCCCUGACUCCGCCCACAUUUUCGCGAGCUAAAAAAUCGGCGCCACAAAAAAUCACGAAUUUCAUCAUGAAAUUGCCCGCAAAACGACCGGUUUUUGAGGAAGAUCAAGAAGAGAAAAUGGGUCCCAGGGCGAAAAGAACACAGAGAGAUUCGAAUAUAUUAUUGAAAAUCGAGGAGACGCAGAGAAAAACGAGAGGAGCCGAGAUAUUGAGCAGAGAGGAAAUGGUGCGAAAUUUGGUGGAUCAACAAUUUUUGGAUGAUUGCCAAAAUGGUUUUGAGAAUAGAAAGGUUGGGGAAGAUUUGUAAAAUCAAAAAUUGAUGAAGAAUUUACAAAUUCGUCAUUUUAGUAGAGCUCUAGGCCAAUAUUUAAAAAAUAACUAUUUGAGCGCAUUUACUUUUUCUAGCUAAAAAUAUUUUAAUUUAAAGUUCAAGAUUUUUAAUAGAUCCAAAAAAGUUUACUGUUUCAAAAAUUAAGUAAAAUAAAUUUUUGUUACGAUUUUCUGAUCUUUCCUUCAAAUAGUUUCUGACAUUUCCAACCAAGUUUUUUUUGCAGAAAGAAGCUCGUGCUGAACUGAGCGAUGGUACUGUAAUUCGAAACAAAUCGGAUCGAAAACAUUUGAUGCACGGAACCACGUGUAAAUGCUGUAAAGGAUAUUAUGAUAAAUUGGAUAUGACACCAGAAGCUAAAAAUCAAUAUAUUGAUCAGGUGAGCAAUAUUUUCGAAUUUUUCCGGAAAAAUUAAUUAUUUCAUUGAAAAUCUACGAAGAAACCCUAUACAGAGAAAAAACUAGAUUUGGAAAAUUAGAGAUUAGAAAAAUUAGGAAGAAACCCUAUAAUUUUUCCUAUCCGCUCAUGAAAAACAGAAUUUGUCACACAUAAAUUUUUGAGAAAAUAUACUACGACAAUUUAUUUUUUGGGCAUUUCAAUUUUAUUCUUUUUAAAAUUUUCUCCAGUGUUCUAGGUCCAUUUUUCCCUAGAUUCCUAUCCAUUGUCACCCCAUUUUUUCCAGAUUUCCCGCCAUCGCUAUGUUCAUCAAGCGCUUCCUGAUACACCUGAACAUUAUUGGGAUUUAACACUCGGACCAACUGAUGAGCAACUUUUAGCCUCGUCUUCUUCUUAUUCUUCUUCACCUUCUUCUUCAAAUUCAAAUUCAUUCAACUCACCAAAAUUAUCCACGUGGCAAAUUCGCCAAAAACCACCAACAAAAUUGGCGAAUUGGGAUUGA